Molecule: messenger RNA, 5890 nt
Organism: Enhydra lutris kenyoni (northern sea otter)
Lineage: Eukaryota; Metazoa; Chordata; Mammalia; Carnivora; Mustelidae
Product: collagen type I alpha 1 chain
Exons: 51
Coding region: 117-4499 (1460 amino acids)
Molecular function (GO): protein binding; extracellular matrix structural constituent
Source: RefSeq, a predicted model, not a curated record
AGACGGGAGUUUCUCCUCGGGGUUGGAGCAGGAGGCACGCGGAGUGUGAGGCCACGCAUGAGCGGACGCUAACCCCCACCCCAGCCGCAAAGAGUCUACAUGUCUAGGGUCUAGACAUGUUCAGCUUUGUGGACCUCCGGCUCCUGCUCCUCUUAGCGGCCACCGCCCUCCUGACUCACGGCCAAGAGGAGGGCCAAGAAGAAGACAUCCCACCAGUCACCUGCGUACAGAACGGCCUCAGGUACUAUGACCGAGACGUAUGGAAACCCGAGGCCUGCCGGAUCUGUGUCUGCGACAACGGCAACGUGUUGUGCGAUGACGUGAUCUGCGACGAAACCAAGAACUGUCCCGGCGCCCAAGUCCCCCCGGGCGAGUGUUGCCCCGUCUGCCCCGACGGCGAGGCGUCACCUACGGACCAAGAAACCGCAGGAGUCGAGGGACCCAAGGGAGACACUGGCCCCCGAGGUCCAAGGGGACCUGCCGGCCCCCCUGGCCGAGAUGGCAUCCCCGGACAGCCUGGACUUCCCGGACCCCCCGGACCUCCCGGACCCCCCGGACCCCCUGGCCUCGGAGGAAACUUUGCUCCCCAGAUGUCUUAUGGCUAUGAUGAGAAAUCAACUGGAGGAAUCUCCGUGCCUGGCCCCAUGGGUCCUUCUGGUCCUCGUGGUCUCCCUGGCCCCCCUGGUGCACCUGGUCCCCAAGGUUUCCAAGGCCCCCCUGGUGAGCCCGGCGAGCCUGGAGCCUCAGGUCCCAUGGGUCCCCGCGGUCCCCCUGGUCCCCCUGGCAAGAACGGAGAUGAUGGUGAAGCUGGAAAGCCUGGUCGUCCUGGUGAGCGUGGCCCUCCUGGACCUCAGGGUGCUCGUGGAUUGCCUGGAACAGCUGGCCUUCCUGGAAUGAAGGGACACAGAGGUUUCAGUGGUUUAGAUGGUGCCAAGGGAGAUGCUGGUCCUGCUGGUCCCAAGGGCGAGCCUGGUAGUCCUGGUGAAAAUGGAGCUCCUGGUCAGAUGGGCCCCCGUGGUCUGCCUGGUGAGAGAGGUCGCCCUGGAGCCCCCGGUCCUGCUGGUGCUCGUGGAAACGAUGGUGCUACUGGGGCUGCUGGACCCCCCGGUCCCACUGGCCCCGCUGGUCCUCCUGGCUUCCCUGGUGCUGUUGGUGCUAAGGGUGAAGCUGGUCCCCAAGGAGCCCGAGGCUCUGAGGGUCCCCAGGGUGUGCGUGGUGAGCCUGGCCCCCCUGGGCCUGCUGGUGCUGCUGGUCCUGCUGGAAACCCUGGUGCUGACGGACAGCCUGGUGCUAAAGGUGCUAACGGCGCUCCUGGCAUUGCUGGUGCUCCCGGCUUCCCCGGUGCCCGAGGCCCCUCUGGACCCCAGGGCCCCAGCGGUCCUCCUGGUCCCAAGGGUAACAGCGGUGAACCUGGUGCUCCCGGCAACAAAGGAGAUACUGGCGCCAAGGGAGAGCCCGGACCCACUGGUAUUCAAGGACCCCCUGGCCCCGCUGGGGAAGAAGGAAAGAGAGGAGCCCGAGGUGAACCUGGACCCACUGGCCUGCCUGGACCCCCUGGCGAGCGUGGUGGACCUGGUAGCCGCGGUUUCCCCGGUGCAGAUGGUGUUGCUGGUCCCAAGGGUCCUGCUGGUGAACGUGGUUCCCCCGGCCCCGCUGGCCCCAAAGGUUCUCCUGGUGAAGCUGGUCGCCCUGGUGAAGCUGGUCUGCCCGGUGCCAAGGGUCUGACUGGAAGUCCCGGCAGCCCCGGUCCCGACGGCAAAACCGGCCCCCCUGGUCCUGCUGGUCAAGAUGGUCGCCCCGGACCCCCAGGCCCCCCUGGUGCCCGUGGUCAGGCUGGCGUGAUGGGCUUCCCUGGGCCUAAAGGUGCUGCUGGAGAGCCCGGCAAGGCUGGAGAGCGAGGCGUGCCUGGUCCCCCUGGUGCUGUUGGUCCUGCUGGCAAAGAUGGAGAAGCCGGAGCUCAGGGAGCCCCUGGCCCUGCUGGCCCCGCUGGUGAGAGAGGUGAACAAGGUCCCGCUGGCUCCCCUGGAUUCCAGGGUCUCCCUGGCCCCGCUGGUCCUCCUGGGGAAGCUGGCAAACCCGGCGAACAGGGUGUUCCUGGCGAUCUUGGUGCCCCCGGCCCCUCUGGAGCACGAGGCGAGAGAGGUUUCCCCGGUGAACGUGGCGUGCAAGGACCCCCCGGCCCCGCAGGUCCCCGGGGAGCCAAUGGUGCCCCUGGCAAUGACGGUGCUAAGGGUGAUGCUGGUGCCCCUGGAGCCCCAGGUAGCCAGGGCGCUCCUGGCCUUCAGGGAAUGCCUGGUGAACGAGGUGCAGCUGGUCUUCCUGGUCCUAAGGGUGACAGAGGUGAUGCUGGUCCCAAAGGUGCUGACGGUUCUCCCGGCAAAGAUGGUGUCCGUGGUCUGACUGGCCCCAUUGGUCCUCCUGGCCCCGCUGGUGCCCCUGGUGACAAGGGUGAAGCAGGUCCUAGUGGCCCUGCUGGUCCCACUGGAGCUCGUGGCGCCCCCGGAGACCGCGGUGAGCCUGGUCCCCCUGGCCCUGCUGGCUUCGCUGGCCCCCCUGGUGCUGAUGGCCAACCUGGUGCUAAAGGCGAACCCGGUGAUGCUGGUGCUAAAGGCGACGCCGGUCCCCCAGGCCCGGCUGGCCCCACUGGCCCCCCUGGCCCCAUUGGUAACGUUGGUGCUCCUGGACCCAAAGGUGCUCGCGGCAGUGCUGGUCCCCCUGGUGCUACCGGUUUCCCUGGUGCUGCUGGCCGAGUCGGUCCCCCCGGCCCCUCUGGAAAUGCUGGACCCCCUGGCCCUCCCGGCCCCGCUGGCAAAGAAGGCGGCAAAGGUCCCCGUGGUGAGACUGGCCCCGCUGGACGUCCCGGUGAAGUUGGGCCCCCCGGUCCCCCCGGCCCUGCUGGAGAGAAAGGAUCCCCUGGUGCCGACGGACCAGCUGGUGCUCCUGGCACUCCCGGACCUCAAGGCAUCGCUGGACAGCGUGGUGUGGUCGGCCUGCCCGGUCAGCGAGGAGAGAGAGGCUUCCCCGGUCUCCCCGGCCCCUCUGGUGAACCUGGCAAACAAGGUCCUUCUGGAGCCAGUGGUGAACGUGGCCCCCCUGGACCCAUGGGCCCCCCUGGAUUGGCUGGACCCCCUGGCGAGUCUGGACGCGAGGGAUCUCCUGGUGCUGAAGGCUCCCCUGGACGAGAUGGUUCUCCUGGCCCCAAGGGUGACCGUGGUGAGACCGGCCCUGCUGGACCCCCCGGUGCUCCCGGUGCUCCUGGUGCCCCCGGCCCCGUCGGCCCUGCUGGCAAGAACGGCGACCGCGGUGAGACUGGUCCUGCUGGUCCUGCUGGUCCCAUCGGCCCUGUUGGAGCUCGUGGUCCCACUGGACCCCAAGGUCCCCGUGGUGACAAGGGUGAGACAGGCGAACAGGGUGACAGAGGCAUAAAGGGUCACCGUGGCUUCUCUGGUCUCCAGGGUCCUCCUGGUCCUCCCGGCUCUCCUGGUGAACAAGGUCCUUCUGGAGCUUCUGGUCCUGCUGGUCCCCGAGGUCCCCCUGGCUCUGCCGGCUCUCCUGGCAAAGACGGACUCAACGGUCUCCCAGGCCCCAUCGGCCCCCCUGGUCCUCGCGGUCGCACUGGUGAUGCCGGUCCUGUUGGCCCUCCCGGCCCUCCUGGACCCCCUGGUCCCCCUGGUCCUCCCAGCGGCGGUUUCGACUUCAGCUUCCUGCCCCAGCCACCUCAAGAGAAGGCUCACGAUGGCGGCCGCUACUAUCGGGCUGAUGACGCCAAUGUGGUCCGUGACCGUGACCUCGAGGUGGACACCACCCUCAAGAGCCUGAGCCAGCAGAUCGAGAACAUCCGGAGCCCUGAAGGAAGCCGCAAGAACCCAGCCCGCACCUGCCGUGACCUCAAGAUGUGCCACUCUGACUGGAAGAGCGGAGAAUACUGGAUUGACCCCAACCAAGGAUGCAACCUUGAUGCCAUCAAGGUCUUCUGCAACAUGGAGACAGGUGAGACCUGCGUGUACCCCACUCAGCCCCAGGUGGCCCAGAAGAACUGGUACAUCAGCAAGAACCCCAAGGAAAAGAGGCAUGUCUGGUAUGGCGAGAGCAUGACCGACGGAUUCCAGUUCGAGUAUGGUGGCCAGGGCUCCGAUCCUGCCGAUGUGGCCAUCCAGCUGACGUUCCUGCGCCUGAUGUCCACCGAGGCUUCCCAGAACAUCACCUACCACUGCAAGAACAGCGUGGCCUACAUGGACCAGCAGACCGGCAACCUCAAGAAGGCCCUGCUCCUCCAGGGCUCCAACGAGAUCGAGAUCAGGGCCGAGGGCAACAGCCGCUUCACCUACAGCGUCACCUACGACGGUUGCACGAGUCACACCGGAGCCUGGGGCAAGACAGUGAUCGAAUACAAAACCACCAAGACCUCCCGCUUGCCCGUCAUCGAUGUGGCACCAUUGGACGUUGGCGCCCCAGACCAGGAAUUCGGCAUGGAUAUUGGCCCUGUCUGCUUCCUGUAAACUCCCUCCCACCCAACCUGGCUCCCUCCCACCCAACCCACUCACCCCUGACCCUGGAAACAGACAAACAACCCAAACUGAACCCCCCAAAAAGCCAAAAAACGGGAGACAAUUUCACAUGGACUUUGGAAAAUAUUUUUUUCCUUUGCAUUCAUCUCUCAAACUUAGUUUUUAUCUUUGACCAACUGAACAUGACCAAAAACCAAAAGCGCAUUCAACCUUAACCAAAAAAAAAAAAAGAAUAAAUAAAUAACUUUUUAAAAAAAGGAAGCUUGGUCCACUUGCUUGAAGACCCAUAUGGGGGUAAGUCCUUUUCUGCCCAUUGGGCUUAUCAUACCCCAACACUGCCCUUUCUGCUCCUUUCUCCAUCCCUCCUUGGGGCCUCCCCUUCACUGCUCCCCAAGUCUAAGUCUCCCCGAAAGACACAGGAAACAAUGCAUUGUCUGCCCAGCAACCAAAGGCAAUGCUAAAACACCCAAGUGACCCCCACACUCCCAGCCCACUCCCCUCACCCAGCACCCCCAAGCCCUGGGGGGAACUUGAGGUUCUCACACUGCCAAAGAAGCCUCACCAUCUGGCCUCCCCGUGGCUCCUGCUACAAUCCACUCUUCGUGUUCGAGGGGGCGUGCUGGGGGACCCACGGGCCCCUCGCUGCCUGCCGGGUUUGGAGGAAAGUCAGGAGGGGCCACGACAAAGCGGAAGGAAACAUCGGAUUCAUUCAGGGACACGUGUCAAUCCCCCGUGCGACAGGGCUGGGUGGGAGAGACUGCUCUGUUCCUUGUGUAAUUGUGUUGCUGAAGGACUACCUCUUCUUGUCUCCGUGUGUCACCGGGACAACUGCAUGGGGGCGGGAGUGAGGGCGGGGCGGAAGGGGCUCCCCAUUUUAUAUCAAAGGUGCUACAUCUCUGUGACGGGGUGGGGCGGGGAAAGUAUUCACUGGUGCUAGGGAAGUCAAGGCCCCCCACCCCCAAGCCAGCAAAUGUUCCUUUUUUGUUCAAAGUCUUUUUUUAUUCUUUGGUUGAUUUUUGUUUUUUUUUUUUUUUUUCCUUGCGGAUGGGGACUUGUGAAUUUUCUAAAGGUGCUACUUAACUUGGGGGGAGAGAGUGUCGCAGCUCAGCUCGGUGCUCCCUUCCCCCCCCUCUCCGCCCCCCUGGCCGCCUCUCUCUCCACCUCUCUCUCUCUGAAACCCGCUCCUCAGCGGCUCCCCAUCCUCUCGGCCUCUCUGUCCUGUGUCCUCUCUCUGGGUUUCAGAGCACAACUUCCCAAAGCACAAAGCAGUUUUUCCCCCAAGGGGUGGGAGGAAGCAAGACUCUGUACCUAUUUUGUAUGUGUAUAAUAAUUUGAGAUGUUUUUAAUUAUUUUGAUUGCUGGAAUAAAGCAUGUGGAAAUGA